AUGCACCCUUUUUGGAUCGUGGCGAGACGAUGGGAGCACCAGGCCAUGGCCGAACUUGGUUUUAGUAAUUGGAGGACUUGCUUCGCCGUGGUCGUGUACAGACUCUGCUUCCAUCCCUACUCUAAAGUUCCUGGCCCUUUCUGGGCCAAGGUCACCAACGUCUAUUCUGCGUAUCAUUCAUGGACUGGCGACAUGCACACAGAUGUCCAGAAAUGCCAUCAUCAAUACGGUGAUGUCAUUCGUUACGGACCAAGUCAACUUCUCACACUGCACCAAGCAGACCUUAUAUCAAUUUACGGUCAUGGCGCGCCGUUCCGCAAGUCAAAGGGUUAUGAGACCAUGAUCCCCUUAGAUGAUGGCUGGAGUACCAUGACCUCCAUCGACAAGAUAUUGCACAAGAACUUGCGCCAAACCUUGCGAUCCGGUCUGGGAAACGAUUAUCUCAAACGCUUCGAGCCCGCCAUUCUCCGCCAUCUUAAGACAUUUUAUGCUGAACUCACCAAGGACAAGAAGCCUGAUGGCUGGAGCAAUGCAGCCAACAUGAGAAAAUGGAACCUCUACCUGGGAUUCGACACAAUGUCAGACUUUGGUUUCGGAAUCUCGACCAAUCUGCUCUUCGAUUCUGCCCGGGACUUUAUUUUCCCGACGCUUCACGUCCAUGAGAAGAAAAUGGGCCUGUACGAGCAGCUCCCGACGCUCAACAACCUGGGCAUCGGCAAAGUCAUCGCCGAGGUGCUCGUCAAGGUUUCGCCGCAAGCCAAGCGGUUUGCGGAAUGGUACGAAUCGUUCCUCAAUAAGGCCGUCGCCGCCAACGCGACCGAGAGCCGUGGCAUAUUUGGCCCUGUCAUCCAGAGCGGUUUGGGUCAGGCCAAGAGCCCAGGGCACAACAAGGCGCAGAUGAUCGCGGAGGGCUCGUUCAGCGUCUUCUCCUCGGCCGACGCCUACAGCAUCACCCUAUCGGGCCUGUUCCACUACCUGAGCCACUACCCGGAGGCGUACGAGAGGCUGGCGGCGGAGCUGCGUGGCAUGUACAAGCCCGGCGAGGAAAUUGUCUGGGACUCGCGCCUCGAGUCCAACGUCUACCUCCGCGCGGUGAUCAACGAGGUGAUGCGUCUCCUGCCCCCGGCCUGCGGUGUGCACUGGAGGGAGUGCGAGAAGUCGGGCGUCUUUGUGGGCCCCAAUCGGGUUCCUGUCACGACUGGAAGUGAUGUCGGGGUCAGCGUCUUUGCGCUGUGCAGGGACGGCAGGAUCUUCCGCGACCCUCUGCGAUUCUGGCCGGAGCGCUGGAUCCCAGGCACCCUGGUAGAGGAGGAGUUCGCGACGGCCCGCAAGAUGUUCGUCCCCUUCUCGAUUGGGCCGCGGAACUGCGCCGGCAGCCACGUCGCCGUCAUGAUUGCCAGUAUCACCUACGCCUACACCCUGGUCAACUACGACUUCCGCUUUGGGCCGGAGCAGCAGCAGAAGGUUGGCGGUGGCGGCCGGGGGGCUGGGUAUCGAAGCCCUGUGGAGGACGGUGAGGACAAGGAGCUCAAGUUUGAGAGCCACUACUCCAUCGCGGGCUGGGACAAUGGCCCAUUCAGUGAGCUCAAGGCUAGGCAGUGA
Messenger RNA from Penicillium manginii, 1602 nucleotides. RefSeq names its product benzoate 4-monooxygenase cytochrome P450. The coding region runs from base 1 to 1602 and encodes 533 amino acids. Gene Ontology annotation, molecular function: monooxygenase activity; iron ion binding; oxidoreductase activity, acting on paired donors, with incorporation or reduction of molecular oxygen. The transcript is spliced from 5 exons. The record is from RefSeq and is a predicted model, not a curated record. NCBI's taxonomy places the organism in Eukaryota, Fungi, Ascomycota, Eurotiomycetes, Eurotiales, Aspergillaceae.